GUCGCGGUCAGCUGGUUUCCAGUGGUCAUGGUCUCUUCAUAAUGGUCAGUGCGUGGUCUGAGCUCGACAUGCCAGGAGGACGAACUGAUUUACAAAGAACGAGUGGACUAAUCUGAUUGUAUCGUAACACUGCCAGCUGGACUUCAGCAUCAUGGAGGUCGAACACAACAAUCUGGAUUCAGAAAUCGAGACGACCAAAACUAAACCCAUGACAUAUUUUCUGUAUCCCACACUUGACGCAUCAGAGUUAAAAACAUUUCUGGAAGAAAACAGAGCCUCUGAUGCAUGCGUCCAGAAGGCCUUGGCAGACGUGCGUGUCGUCAACCCAAAUACCCCGCCUCUCGCUGUAGACGCAGACGAGACAUCGUUAGAAGACAACAGAUGCCGAUCACAUCUUUCAGCAAGGACAGAAGUGGACGCAUCGCGUUUAUCAGAGGCAGAUAGCACAAACAUAUCCCUGGAUUGGUUUGAUGAUACGUAUGAAGUAUCCAAGUGUACACACACGUGUUCUGACGAUAAGUCUGUAAUAAUGAACAGCGGUCGCCGUGAUGGGUCCAAUAACGUAAAGAACCAUAAGUACACAUCCGUGAACUUUGAGAACAAGAAAAGGAACAGGUUUUUAGGAUUCUUGACAUCAAUGCUAAGACAGACACGUGAACAAUUAAUUCCAAAAUGCAUGAGCAGGAAGGCCAUGCCAUUGGGCUGAUGAUGUAGUGAUAUGUAAUAUUAUUUUGUUAUAUAAAAUCUUAAGAAAA
Messenger RNA from Gigantopelta aegis, 755 nucleotides. RefSeq lists its product as uncharacterized. Lineage: Eukaryota; Metazoa; Mollusca; Gastropoda; Neomphalida; Peltospiridae. The transcript has 3 exons. The coding region runs from base 152 to 706 and encodes 184 amino acids. The record is from RefSeq and is a predicted model, not a curated record.